This is a messenger RNA of Cynocephalus volans (Philippine flying lemur), 2938 nucleotides long. Its product is annotated as zinc finger protein 530-like. Gene Ontology annotation, cellular component: nucleus. The coding region runs from base 148 to 1776 and encodes 542 amino acids. Gene Ontology annotation, molecular function: RNA polymerase II cis-regulatory region sequence-specific DNA binding; DNA-binding transcription factor activity, RNA polymerase II-specific. Gene Ontology annotation, biological process: regulation of transcription by RNA polymerase II. The record is from RefSeq and is a predicted model, not a curated record. The transcript has 3 exons. NCBI's taxonomy places the organism in Eukaryota, Metazoa, Chordata, Mammalia, Dermoptera, Cynocephalidae.
UGCUGGUUGGGAACCGAGAAGUGUCGGGAGGAGUCGUUGUCACACUGCACAGAGAAGGGUCUGAGGUUCGGCGACGCCGUCCACGGUAACCCGCGACAGGACCGAGAAAGAGCCCGCCGCUCCCGGCCCCGCUCUGACCAGAGUCGGAUGGAAUCGGACGGGGCUCUGGUAAAUGCUGCGUCCUCCGGGCCUUCCCCACUUUCAGCCCCACCGAACCAUAAAGCCCCGGGUACUGUGACCUUUGAGGACGUGGCCAUUUACUUCUCCCAGGAAGAGUGGAAGCUCUUAGAUGAAGCGCAGAGGCUCUUGUACUGCAACGUGAUGCUGGAGAACUUUGCACUUAUAGCAUCCCUGGGUUGUUGGACUGGAGCAAGGGAUGAGGAGACAUCGUCUGAGCAGUGCAUUUCUGUAGGAGCGUCCCAGGUCAGGACUGCAAAAGCAGGUCUAUCACCCCAGGACACUCUCCUCUGUUCUAUGUGUGUCCCAGUCCUGAAAGAAAUUUUACACCUGGCUGAGCUCCAAGAAAUAUCUUCUGAGAAGAAAGCAUGUUUGGGUGGGCCAUUCAGUGGAAUGUGGUUGAGUACAAACUUUCACCAGCUCCACAAGCAUGAUAUUGGAGAGAAUCUUUUCAAAAGGAAUGUGGACCAGGCCUCAUUUGUGAGAAGCUGCAGAUUUCAUUCAUCAGGGAAGCCCUUCAUCUGUGCAGAGAUUGGGAAGGACUCUCCAGCCACCUCAGGCCUUCUUCAGCACCAGGCCACCCUCAACAGUGAGAAGCCACACAGCAGCAUUCAGCACUGGAAAGUUCACAGUGAAGCAAAGCCUUACAAGUGCAGCGAAUGUGGGAAAUCUUUUAGCCACAAAUCUGUCCUUGUUCAACACCAGACAGUUCACACUGGAGAAAGCCCUUACAAGUGCAAUGAAUGUGGGAAAUCUUUUAGCCAAAGUUCUGGGCUCUUUCGACACAGGAGGGCUCACACUAGAGCAAAGCUUUAUGAGUGCAAUGAAUGUGAGAAAUCUUUCAGCAGGAAAUCUUUCCUCAUUCGACACCAAAGAGUUCACACUGGAGCAAAGCCUUACAAGUGUAAUGAAUGUGGGAAAUCUUUUAGCCAGAAAUCUGUUCUCAUUCAACACCAGACAGUUCACACUGGAGAAAGGCCUUAUGAGUGCAGCGAAUGUGGGAAAUCAUUUAGCCACAAAUCUGUCCUCAUUCAACACCAAAGAGUUCACACUGGAGCAAGGCCUUAUGUGUGCAGUGAAUGUGGGAAAUCAUUUAGCCAAAGCUCUACCCUCUCUCAGCACAGGAGGUCUCACUCUAGAGCAAGGCCUUAUGAAUGCAGUGAAUGUGACAAAUCCUUUAGUCGUAAGCCCUACCUCAUUCAACACCAGAGAGUUCACUCAAAUGAAAGACCUUAUGAAUGCAGUGAAUGUGGGAAAUCCUUCAUACAAAGGUCUGGGCUUUUUCACCAUCGGGGAGUUCACACUGGAGAAAAACCUUUUGAGUGCAGUGAAUGUGGCAAAUCUUUUAGCCACAAACCCUCUCUCAUUCAACACCAGACAGUUCACACUGGAAUAAGGCCAUUUGAGUGCAGUGAAUGUGACAAAUCCUUUAGCCGCAAAACCCACCUCAUUCGACACCAGACAGUUCACACUGGAAAAAGGCCUUUUGAGUGUGGUGGGUGUGGAAAAUCGUUUAGAGAAACCUCUGGCCUCCACACAGGAGAGGUUGUCUGUAGUGACUGUGGGAAACUUAUUAGCCACAAAUCUCAUCUCAUUUAAUACAUAGGAGAUGGGGCUUAGAUAUGCAGAAAAUAUGAUUUAUUAAUACCCAGCAUAAUGAACAUGGAGGAAGAGUCUUAUUGAGGAGCCUUCUGACUGGAUUGAAUCUCAUAUAAAUAUAUCUGAACAUCCAUGAAUUUUCUAUAUUUUCAGGUAUAUGGGAACCAUGUGUAGCUAUGGUACACUUUCCAGACCUGCCCAGAGCUUGUGUCACUGCUUCUUCUGUGACCGUAGCUAUCUCAAUUGUGCCACUUUGCAGAUCCCCAUCGUAUGUAUACAUCAGUCACCACCCAAGUGUGCUCAGGGAAACAGUCCUCUUUCAUUUUUUAGAGGAAACUAUUAAUAGCCUGAGUGUUUAUGAGGCUUUUAUUCUCUUCUCUCUUAUUAGUUAGAGGGUUGACCUAGCUCAGUUUUGGCCCAGAGGACCUGAUAUGAGUUCUCCUGUUGGAUUACAGAGAAGAACUACCUUUUUGGGGGAUAUUGUUGGUCUCGGGUGGUGCUUAUAAUGUUUUCUCAGCUUCCAAGUCAUCAUACCAGGAACUACCUAUAGCACAUUGCACUGGUUUGUGCAAUAAUAAUGCCCUUUUGUUUCAGUAACUUUAAUUUUGGAAGUUUUAUUCACUGUGGAGUAGUUGGAAAGCAUAAUAGACCUCUGCCAACUUGAAGGGCUGAACAACUUUUGUGGGGAUCCAAACUUUGUGUGCCUCAGAGGAGACAAGAUGAUGACAGAGUAUAUCACUCACUCCAGAUUUUGCCUAGUUUGCUCUGCUGCCAAGACAUCCAAGGAAAGACAUCAGGUCCCAGUUUUUGGCCUGGAUGCUGGAGUUCUGUGGGCUCGGGAAAAACUGGAUUCAUCACGUUGAACGUAUAUAUGUAUUUUUUAAUGAAGUACUUUGAACCGUAUGUUGAGCAUAUAUUGUAAGUAUACAUUUGGCUAAAUGAUUUCCCACCUGUAUAUCUUAAGUAAAAUGCCUAUUUGGCUCAUUUGAUAUUUUAUGAAUAUUUACUAGUUUCUUUUCAGUAAUAAGUAGAGACAAUGGAAUAAGAAACUCGUAUGUUGGAAUUUUAUUUACUGAAGGAUGUAAGUGAUUUGUUUGCUUUUGAAUACUGUAAUAAUAUUUCCUCAUUUCUCUUCAAUACUUUUUUCUGGUAUGCACAUCGU